AUUUCUUAUAUAAAUAAAUGUUAUAAUGAAUAUUUUAUUACAAAAAUAUCAGAAUAAUGUAUUGACGAAACCAACUAGAACAUUUUCUAUACAAUCAUCCAUCAUGAUGACAGUUGGUGAUGUCAUUAGUCAACAAUUAAUAGAAAAAAAAGGAAUCAAUCAUCAUGAUAUACCUCGCACAUUGAGGAUGACUGUAUAUGGGGCUGUUAUUGGAGGACCAGUGAUUGGGACCUGGUUUGGAUUUAUGAAUAGAAUAGUAAAGUUAGAUAAUAAAUGGGCAGCAACUAUAGUUCGAGUAGGAAUAGAUCAACUUUUUUUUGCACCUACUAUUUUAGCUGUAUUUAUGGGUAGCAUAUCCAUAUUAGAAGGUCGAACAAGACAAGAAAUUAAAGAAAAAUUUGAAAAAAGCUAUUUGACAGGUUUAAUAAAUUCAUAUCGAUAUUGGCCCUUUGUAAAUAUGUUCACCUUUGCUUUUUUUCCUGUUUACUAUCGGCCUAUAGUAAAUAAUGGAUUUGGAUUAAUAUGGAAUUCUUAUCUUUCCUAUCUAAAUCAGACCUCCUUAUCACUAUCAGAUUCUGAUAUUGUUAAAAGAAACAGUGAAUAAUAAAAAGGCUUUAUCUAAAG
Cokeromyces recurvatus is the source of this 624-nucleotide messenger RNA. RefSeq lists its product as uncharacterized. Gene Ontology annotation, cellular component: membrane; cytoplasm; mitochondrion. Lineage: Eukaryota; Fungi; Mucoromycota; Mucoromycetes; Mucorales; Mucoraceae. Bases 26 to 604 code for a protein of 192 amino acids. The transcript is spliced from 3 exons. The record is from RefSeq and is a predicted model, not a curated record.